This is a messenger RNA of Phragmites australis (common reed), 1564 nucleotides long. Its product is annotated as probable E3 ubiquitin-protein ligase ATL44. The coding region runs from base 554 to 1234 and encodes 226 amino acids. The transcript has a single exon. The record is from RefSeq and is a predicted model, not a curated record. NCBI's taxonomy places the organism in Eukaryota, Viridiplantae, Streptophyta, Magnoliopsida, Poales, Poaceae.
AGUAAGCAACAUUGUCUGGCCCAUGUCCUGAGGAACAAGAGUUAGCGAUCUAUCUUGAUCAGUGAUGGUAUUUACAUGUUUUGGGUUGGGAGUAGCUCUACUCGACAUGGCCUGUCUGCUGUUUCGAAGGUCGCAGCCACUGCCAGCCAGUUGAAGAAGCGAAACAUCUUGUCUUGUUGUGAAGAGGAUAAGGGUAAAAAAUGAUGUGUUACUGGGAUUGGUAUGAAAGGUUGAUAUGAUGAUUAUUAUUAUGAUGGGGCGACUGGGUUUGAUGAGCAGUGAGAAUAAGAUGGGGCAGAAGCCGCCGUUCUGUGUCCGUGGGAUUUGGUUCUGCUAUUGCAGUGGCACUUGCAUUGGCCUAUGCUGCCAAUAUCAAUCGAUAGGAAGUACUAGUAAUGACUAAAUGUGCUCGCUCCUUGGUGACAGGACGAUUCAUUCAAUUGAAUGAUGAUGUAAGGGACUAAGGAAAACUAGGUAGAGGUAGAGGUUUCUUUGCUCAUAUAUAUAUAUAUAUAUAGGGACUCUUCUCCUCUGCUCUCCACCCUCUCCGACCAUGCGGACUCUCCUCAGCUCAACCGCCUCCGGCAACCUCGCCUCCCCCUCCCCUUGGUCUUUGCCUCCUCAUGGCCAAUCCCAAUCCCAAUCAGCUGCUGCAGUUGGGGUGGCCCAAGGCCAACCACAGGAGCAGCAGGAGGCUGUCUCCGUGGACUCCGACACGGUGGUCAUCCUCGCCUCCCUUCUCUGCGCCCUCAUCUGUGUGGCCGGCCUCGCCCUCGUGGCGCGAUGCGCCUGGCGCCGCCACCCACGCAGCAGCGCUGGUAGCAGUAACUCGAGGAGCUCCCGAUGGACGACGGCAGCGCCCAAAGGGUUGAGCAAGAAGGCCAUCGAGGCGCUCCCCACCGUCUGGUUCGGCGGCAGGCAACCUCAAGAGCAAGGAAGAAGAGAUGAAGAAGGGUUGGGCGGUGAGUGCGCCAUAUGCCUGGCCGAGUUCGCGGAGGGGGAGCAGCUCCGGGUGCUACCGCACUGCGCCCACGGCUUCCACGUGGCCUGCAUCGACACCUGGCUGGGCGCCCACGCCAGCUGCCCCUCCUGCCGCGCCACCACCAUCAUCGCCUGCUCAUCGACGAGGCGGUGCCGGAGGUGCGGGGCGAGCUGCGAGCUGGACGUGGACGACCAUGCUUCUCCUGCUGCUGCGUCCGCUUCUUCUUCUACUACUGCUUCUGGGGACGACUGACUUUCCAGUAAUUAGCAGCGUCCUUUCAUUUGCAGUUUCAUUCUGGGGAUCCAAGGUAGCUUAAUUAUUAUGUCGGAAAUUGUCUUCCACGCACGCACAUGAAAAUUCCAUUCCGAUUGACAGACAGAUGAUGGAGUUGUGAUCGCUGCGCAAAUUGAAAAAGGACUACUGAUAUGUAUAUACAUGUCCAACUCUCGCUUCUUUGCUUUGCUUUUGCUUUGGUUUGCUUUGCCCAUGCAUGUAUACAUGUUACUUAGGAGUAGCUUCUUCACACCCGUGAGUUGUAUAUAUGCUUGUAUGUUACCACGACUACAUAGUACAUGUAUCAUC